Penicillium chermesinum is the source of this 726-nucleotide messenger RNA. RefSeq names its product complex I NDUFA5 subunit family protein. Bases 1 to 726 code for a protein of 241 amino acids. The transcript has 3 exons. The record is from RefSeq and is a predicted model, not a curated record. NCBI's taxonomy places the organism in Eukaryota, Fungi, Ascomycota, Eurotiomycetes, Eurotiales, Aspergillaceae. Gene Ontology annotation, biological process: respiratory electron transport chain.
AUGAGGUCUACGUUGCGACUGCUGGCCAAUGUCAAGCCCCGGUACCUGGAGCCAUUCGCUCCUACGGGAUUGACUGGACUUCACACCCAUCCGAGUCCCCGCCCGACUUUGAUCUAUCUUUACACUAGCACAUUGGAGAAGCUCAAGGCUUUCCCCGAAUCCUCCGCCUACCGGCAGUCCGUCGAGGCAUUGUCACGCCACCGUCUCCAAAUCGUCGAAGCGCAGAAGCCUCCUGGAUUUGAGGCCUGGUUGGAGCGAGUGAGGAAAACUGUGGCUGAAGAGCCCGAGCGAUUUGCUAAGCUCAAGCGCUCGGAUGGCUCAUUUGCAUUUGUCGGUAUGGAGCAGCGUGAUGGUAGCGAUAUCACCCGUGGUGAAGAGUGGGAUGGCGAGGGCAUGUCUGCGUCCACAGAAGGCCCUACACGUACCCCAGAAGAAGAGGCCGAGUUGAACAAGAUUCUUGAAGCCGAGAGCGCUCCCCCAAGUGACAGUGAAAUUCACAACCACACCAUGAAGUGGGAGAAACGAGCCUUCUCUGGAGGCCGAUCAAUUGGCGCUGGACUUAUUGAAGAGGUCAUCCAAGUGGCUGAGGCCGAGUCCAAGCUCGUAGACGAGCUCUACAAGGCUAAAGUCUGGGAGGAGCUCGAGGAAAACCCAAGCCCGGCCAAUGGACCUACUUUGAACGUCAUUAAAUUUCAGCGGAAAAGCCAAAGAGGCUAUUCUCUGUAA